Cyclocybe aegerita is the source of this 651-nucleotide messenger RNA. The record is from the annotation of a GenBank genome assembly. NCBI's taxonomy places the organism in Eukaryota, Fungi, Basidiomycota, Agaricomycetes, Agaricales, Hemipholiotaceae.
AUGUUGUUCUCCUCUGCUGUGCAGCCCUCGAUCGUGUCUCUAUUCUCGUCUACGGGAUCUGAUCCUUUAUUCCUCUUCAACUCGUCUUCUGAUCAGUCUUUACCCUCGGACUCCUUCGUCCAUCUCCUUCAUGACAAGCAGUCAGAACCUUUACCUCCGGAUCCUCAUUCAUUGUUGCGGCCUCCAGAAAUCAAUGAGAAAGGCGAGGAUGGGUCAGAAAGCUACGGAUACGAGCUUGAUCAAACUGUGCUGCACAUUCAGUCACCAACCAUUGGGACGACCUACAUCCAAUGUCCACCGAAUGGUGGCACCGUCGCCUUACCUGAUAGGCCUGACGCUGUGUUGGGGAUCAAGCACCCAUGGAUGCACCUCCAGGGCGAGCGCGAUGAUCAAGAUGACGACGAAUCCGAAAGCAAAGAACCGGCCGCUAGUCCCAGCUCCAGCUUCGCGGCUGUGCGGAGACAGUGGGGCAGCAGCUCGCAUCCGCCGCAUCCGACUGGUGCGAUCCCGGCCGCCAUCCCCACUGGAAAGUACUCGCAUGUGUCGUACGUGCGCGUGUACGCCAACUGCCGCCUCAGGAGGAUCUGGUUUGCAGAUAGCCCGGCCCACCAGAAGGUUCCAUGGGAGUUUGAGCUGUAUUCAUCUGAUUGA